Molecule: messenger RNA, 1383 nt
Organism: Bradysia coprophila
Lineage: Eukaryota; Metazoa; Arthropoda; Insecta; Diptera; Sciaridae
Source: RefSeq, a predicted model, not a curated record
AAUAGUCUCAAAAUGGACAAGCAAGUUAAUGGUCGGUUUCUGCAGCUCGUAAAACCAAAUGAUGGUCAGGAGAAAACACUGGCCGAAUCAUUGAACAUCAACACUGGCACUCAGCUCCAAAAUAUGCCCGACGAUUGUCUCUUCGAAAUAUUUGCGAUGAGAUCAUUCGAUCUGAUGGAUAUGUGUUCGAUUGCGGCUACUUGUAAACGCUUCCGGUCAAUUGCUCAGUACAUUGUCGGAAAAACAAUAUGCUUUAAGGGGGCGCGGUACAGCUCCUUUAAGUCGGCUAAAUUCGAACACAAAACAGACAAACCAAGUGAUAUUGAAACGAUAUUCAGAAAUUUCGGAUCGUGUUUGUCGACUGUUUUUGUUAUCGGUAACACCGAGCGACAGGAUGGCUUUCUAUUUAGUCUGAUCGUAAUGCAUUGUGAGGACGUGUUGAAAAGUCUGUGCCUUAUACAUCUCAGUAUUUCUGCAACCCUAGCCAAAGAUUUGAAACCUGUUUUUAAGCGACUGAAUACCCUGUCCCUGUCGUCCGUUUCUAUCGAAGGGAAUAAGUCAACAUUCGAAGAACUCGACUCACUGGUGGAAUUAGACGUGACCCGUGUUAAAGACUGCAGCACGAUUCUGGAGAAUAUUUUCCCAAAUCUGAAACGUUUCACCUACCAAAAGGAUAAAAUUGAAAUGGUCGAACAGUGUGCCGAUUCAGCGGAUCAAGACCAUCAAUCUUUGGAAACAUUUUCGAUUUUCAUAGAACGCCAUUCGGCCCUACACUCGCUUGAUAUAGACUUCGAAUGCGAUCAAAAUGGCUGGAUGCGCAUUCUGCAAACAAUUGGCGACAGUUGCCCAAAAUUGCAGAAAUUAACCGUAGGAACUGGGUGUAAUCGGCACAGUUACUCAUCUGAUUUACUUCGACCAUUGCAACCGUUGAAAUCGCUAAGAAUUAUGAAACUUACUGGAGUAGCGUUCAAAGACUUUCAAGUUUUCGAAUCCUUGGCAGCAUUACGAGAAUUAGAAUUACAGCAUUGCUGUCUGCCGAAAGCUGAUCAAUUCGCUUGCUUGGCUCAAAUAACCAAUCUCUCUCUGAACGGUUCCCAGUCACCGAGUGGAACCUUUGACAUGGCUGAUGUUAUUCGUCAGUUGGUAAAUUUGGAGCGUUUUUUAGCACUGAAGUUGGUUGCUUUGGAUGCACAUACACUUUCGAAAAUUGUUAGCAUCGUCAAGGAAAGGUCGAGUGUUCUGACGCUGGUGUGUGCAUGUGAACCGACAGUGGACUGUGAAGAGGCAUUCCAGAAAUCGAAUGGACAUAUUGUUGUUCGUGCAGAAGACCGGUACGUGAGUACGUGCAGUUUCCCAUAGAUGAAAAUUUCAAAUAAAAUGAUU